AUGAUUCGACAAGACGUCCAUCGCAUUGAUCCCAAACGACGGGCUGUUAUUGACCCUAGAAAAAGACAAUUUGCUACCCCAGCGUACAAGCAGCAGGACUAUGCUCACCGUCUGAACAUUUAUGAAAUACCUCCUACCGCGGAGAUCACCCUCGAACAAUUCGAGCAAUGGGCCAUUGACAGACUGAAAAUCUUGGCCGAAAUCGAAGCAUGCUCUUAUAGAAACAAAUCCCCCGCCGAGACGGCGACCUACAUUACACCCCUGCUACAGAAAUUCCUCCCUCUCUCCUCCAAUACAUCCUCUCCCUCUGGCGCUGCAGACCCCCGCUUGAAAAAUGAGCGCCAAAAGGACCAUUACUCCCAUUUCAUCCUCCGGUUGGCGUUCUCGGCCACAGAGGACCUCCGUCGGCGUUUCGCCCGCGCCGAGACCAUGCUGUUUAGAUUUCGUUUCCAGCAGGACGACUCGAGGGAGAAGCGCGCAUUCAUCGAUAGCUUGAAUCUCGAUUGGGAACCUGUGGGUGACUUUGAAAAGACGGAGAUUGCGGAAAGUCUCCUCAGCUCCACGCCCGGGCUGCGUCGGCUUGAUGAUGAGACCUGGUAUAAAGUCGAUUGGGAGAAGGUUCCCGAACUGGUCGAACGGCGCGCGGUUUUCCUGAAAAAAGGCAAAGCUUAUGUUCCUGGUCGAGAGCAGCUGAGCAUGAUCAUGGCUGAGUUUACCGCUCGCUUGGAGCGCGCACUCGAGCUCACGAGUCGUGCCCUCCCUCGUUUGGACGAGGAUGAUCGUCUAACGCCUAUUCUCAAUCAUCUUUCAAAGAACUUCGGCAGCGCCGAGUCGGUAUACUCGGAAGGCGAAGGGUAUGUGGACGGAUCUCCGAUCACGGCCAGCUCCAUCGACCAACUGGCCCAACAGCAUUUCCCGUUGUGCAUGAAGAGCUUGCACGUGAACUUGCGCAAGAACAACCACCUGAAGCACUUCGGUCGACUACAGUAUACGCUCUUCCUGAAGGGUAUUGGCUUGUCCUUGGAGGAGUGUAUUUUGUUCUGGCGUCAGUCGUUCAAGGGCAAGACCGAUGACGAGUUCAACUCCCAAUACAAGUACAAUAUCCGUCACGCCUAUGGCGAGGUCGGUGGGGAUGUGAAUCGUCGCGGAAAGGGCUAUACUCCCUACUCGUGCCAGAAGAUCCUCGGCGAUUCGAAUCCCGGCAUUGGCCAGACUCACGGCUGUCCCUAUCGCCAUUACUCUGUUGAUAACUUGGUGGGCUUCCUCCAGGCCACUGGCGUCAAUGACAAGGAAGUCCUGCGGGGUGUGCGUGAGGACGUUGGUAAGAUGCGGUAUCACAUUGCUUGCAACAGAGUGUUCGAGGCGACACACAAGAAUGAGAUCAAGAAAGUCAAGGAGGAUGGCUCGUGGAGUCAGACUGACCUUGACACAAUUGUUCAUCCUAACACCUACUUCAAGCGCAGCUUCCUGUUGAAGCAGAUGACCAAGGCCCCGAAGGAUGCUUAG
Messenger RNA from Penicillium psychrosexuale, 1506 nucleotides. Its product is annotated as DNA primase subunit PRI2. The transcript has 3 exons. Gene Ontology annotation, cellular component: alpha DNA polymerase:primase complex. The record is from RefSeq and is a predicted model, not a curated record. NCBI's taxonomy places the organism in Eukaryota, Fungi, Ascomycota, Eurotiomycetes, Eurotiales, Aspergillaceae. The coding region runs from base 1 to 1506 and encodes 501 amino acids. Gene Ontology annotation, biological process: DNA replication, synthesis of primer.